Molecule: messenger RNA, 1667 nt
Organism: Volvox carteri f. nagariensis
Lineage: Eukaryota; Viridiplantae; Chlorophyta; Chlorophyceae; Chlamydomonadales; Volvocaceae
Exons: 5
Coding region: 1-1407 (468 amino acids)
Source: RefSeq, a predicted model, not a curated record
AUGGGCGGGUCGCUUCUGGCGGCCAGCGCCGCAGUGUUGGGCGGAUACGGCGUCCUACCAUUCGGCUGUGAACAGGCGCGGGCUCGGCCACAGCAGCCGCUGCCGUUGCCGCCCUGCAGCGGUCCCUUGGCCGGCCAGCUGGCGGCGGCCCUCACCCGUGCCGUGUAUUCGUCCGUGGUACAUCUCCAGGUAAUGGACGAGGAGGAUUUCCAGCGGGAGAACUUCAAGCUUCGUGAACGCGAGUACAAGUAUUACGCGGAGGCCAACCGUGCGCAGCUGCCACGCAUCCCGGAUCUCGCUGACAACACCGGAGGUCUCUCAAACCGCGCCUACUUCAAUUUCAUCCACUACUGCCUCUGGAAGGUGGUUUACCGGCACGUAACGGCCGCGGAGGAUCGGGAGGCUUUUGCGACGGAGGCGGCGAAGGAGUUCCUGCAGAAUCUGAGCAGAGUGGGAUUUGAACCCGGGUCGGAUGCAGCCGUUCUGGUCCGCAGCGUGGUGCUGCCCUUCCUGGAGCUCCUUCUUGCCGGUGGUUACAUCUGCCGCUAUCAGCUAGUCCUCGGUAGCCAUCCGGGUUCCUGGCCGCAGGACUGGAUGGUCAGCCAGCCGACCGUCAUGGAGUUGGACGGGGCCGUCGCGACUGGCGACGAGGAGGAAGCGGAGCAGCCCUGGCAGCAGCAGCAGCAGCAGCAGGGAGGUGGUGGAGGCACAGAUACACAGGGUGUCGCUGAGGGCGUUUCUUCUGAGGUUGGGGUUGGGCCUGGGCCUGGGGCUGGGGCCGGGGCUGGUAGGGUCCAAGCCGGAUGCGAGUUCUUGUUUCAGGUGAAACUGCAUCGGCCUGCGGAUAUCCUCGGCAGUGUUGCGCUGCGCUCGGAGGAGGGUGGUGCAUGGCCUCGCACGGUAUCGCGCUGCUUGUCGUCGUUGCUGUUGGAGCGGCAGCAGGUGCUGCGGCGGGGCUGCUGCGAAGAGGACGCCGCCGCCGUCGCCGCCGCCGCACGACGCCAGCCACUGCUGACAUCAUCAUCAUCAUCAUCAUCGUUACCGCCAUCAUUAGCGUCUACAUCAUCAGCAGUAGCUGCACCAUCAUUAGCACCUGCAUCAUCAUCAGGAGCAGCAGUACCUGCACCACAGCCUUCGGAACUGCAGUUUUUGGAUGUUCCUACUGUCCAAAGGGGCCUGGGGUUAGGGGGGAGUUGCUUGGCGGCAGUCGAGUGCGAUGAAUUUUUCUAUCAGGAUGAGUGGCAAGGUCCGAAGAGCUUUACAGACAAGGUGUUGCUAUUUUUCGGGGACCCUUUGGAGCAGGUAGGUGUGGACUUUGUUCCGACGACGCUUGUUCAGAACUGGCGGCUGCGUGUGCUCUCGGUGGCGGCAGCAGCAGAAGCGGCAACAGUGCAGGGGUUGCAAUGAGGGAGUACGUUGGGAAGGACGGAUCCUUGGCUCGGAUCCUCCGGCUUGGCAAGCAUUGAUCGUGGGAACAGGGUUGGUUGAUUGAAUGCAAAAGUUUUUGUGUGUGUUUUGCGAUGUAAGCUUACUUCGGUCAGCCUUCAAUCGCUGUCAUCAUGUCGCUUACCAGAGUUCUCACAUGAUACAUAAGAAGUAAAAGGUUGGAUGUAGACACGCUGCCUAGACCGAACAAAUAACUUCCUUUAACAACAUAUACGGGAUUC